Molecule: messenger RNA, 3393 nt
Organism: Orbicella faveolata
Lineage: Eukaryota; Metazoa; Cnidaria; Anthozoa; Scleractinia; Merulinidae
Source: RefSeq, a predicted model, not a curated record
AGCACAUGAUGCAUACAUUCAUGUAAGCUACACAUUUGAGACAUUUAUAAGAUCACUGCAGAUCUGUAUGUCACUGAAAACUAUUCAAGACCACGGGAUUUUUGAACACUACUGUCAUGUGUCCAACAAACUUUUUAGCAACGCCUGCGGGAGCGCUCGUCACGCAAAAACAGCGUCUGCGUAGGAGGUUAGCGUUAAACCUGAUUAAAUGUUUCUUUCCCCACUGUCUUCUCACCAACUUCUCCUGUAGAAAGAUAAAAUAUCAAGUGUUCAACAGAGUAAAGAACAAAUGAAGUACGCUAUUCUUUGUAUGGUAGGAAUGCACUAUUUCAGGACGUACCCUUGAUUCGGACAUCUUGGAGGUACCUUAUUCAGGUGUGUAUUUGAGACCGGGGGAUUCUGGGCCUUGAUAUUUGCAUUGCAAAAGAUGCAGGACAAGCGAGUGUACCUGUCCCAGGAAAUGUCAGCUGAGCAAGUCGUAGCUCAAAUAAAUAACUGGGACGCAGUAUAUAGUGGUACAACUCUGAGGUCAGCUUUACGAAGACUUUUGCCGAGAGCGAUGCUCGCAAACCAUUCCGGAAGCAUAAACAGUGAUGAGAACGUCAGGGGUCGUUUGAAUGAGCUGGAAGACACGGCAACGAGUUCCAGGUCUUCUUUUGCAGAUAUCUUUGACAGUACAAGCAUUGAGAUUAGGGAUCAGGACUUUCAUGAAAAAGGAGAUUUCAAUGAAACAACAAAUCUGCUGCUGACGUGUAAACGUCAGGUUAUUUAUCCAUAUUUUUACAUGCUCUCAUUGGUAUCCUGGAGACCAUUCCACAUUCAGUCUUACCAUUAUCAAGGAUGUUCUGUACGAAAAAUCCUCAACAUUUUGUACACGCUGUUUAUAUUUCUGCUGAUUAUUUUUAGUUAUGCAUCAAGUAUUAUAGCAUGCCAAGCAAGGCUGGAGAUCAAAUCUGAGUCUACUUUAGCUCCAACAGUAACGAUAAAGCCUACAAAAGUACAACCAACGACACACAGGAACAUCAGCACAACACCUAAAACAAAUCAUUCAAAUGUAACUACAGCAGCUACACCUACUCAUACCAUGGAACAGUACAAAAUUAUUAACAGCAACAAUUCUGAAGUUUUCACCACCUCUAGUAAUGCAUCAAACUGGAAUAAUCUUACUUCAAGUGUUGUUCCUUCAACAUUGGGAAGCAAGACAGGAACUCCUGAAGUUAUUUCAUUUGUGACCAUUCUUACUCUGGCCAAGGCUGGACCAAUUUGGAAACCUGCUGUGACUGAGUGUACCCAUAUAGUUAGCACGUAUGUGGUGCCAGAUCUUCUUCACUUCAUGGCAUUUUUGCUUGGGUUUUACAUGUUUAGAAUCCAGGAAAAUGAAGGUCUCCAUGCACUGAUAGAAAAGGUUUUCUUGCUUAGUUCAGUACCCAAAAAGAUUGUCUCAAGGUUGCGGUUCUUUCUGUUUGGAGGCAUUGUUAUGGCAAUUCUUGGUGUUGGUAAUUUUAUACUCUUCUGUUUUGCCUUCUCUUUGGCCUCAGUAACAGGAUUUAGAUACAACCCAAGUGCCCAGUGGGCAGUAGUUUGUCUGAUGGUGUUGGGUCAAAUUGUGGAGCUAUGUGUCAGUGUUGUGACCAUUGUCAACUAUUGUGCACAAUGUGAACUGCUGAUAUUCUAUCUUCGAGAAAUUGGCUUGAGAAUGGAGGAAAAAACUAAAGAUUUGAGCAUUAUAAUGAAGGAUGUUCUUGAGGUAAAGAAAAACCUCUCUAGGGUGAAUGGACUUAUCUCUGUGAUUGCAACUCUGGUUGUGUUCAACUACUUUGAACUUGCUGUGAUAGGAGUCCUUAACUUGGCUCUGGAACUUUCCCACGUAGAAUGUAAAACUCAGCUGAUGUAUAGAGUGUUUGCUCCAUUGAUCUAUUUCACAUUGGUUAUUUUCCCUAUUACCAUAGCCGCACGCUUGACAGCUGCUGCACGUCAUUUCAAACAGAGAAGUCUUCAGACCAGAGUAUUUGGAUAUCCUUCUGCCUCACAACUCGACCUUGAUUCAUUUGUUUUGUUUACUCACAGUGCAGAUAUGAAGGCCAAACUGUUGUUUAUGCCAGUUCAAGGCUCCUUUCUGUCUGGUGUUGUUGCACUGCUUGUGUUUGUGCUACUUCUGAUGCUCCAAUCAGGUGUUAUAGCUGGCAGCAAUAUGUACCUAUAAGAAUAUGCCUCUGGUAACCCGUGGGAAUGCAAGAGAGUACUUACAGGUACUACAGAGAAAUAUAAGACAUAAUCCAAUUACCCAGGACUAAUGGUAUUUUUCUUGCUGUCUCUGGUCCAUUUGGCAAGCACCAUUUAAUUCCUUUUCUUGUCCUAAUAUGCAUGCUAGGAAGUUCUUUACUUUGUGCUAAAAUAUGAUUGUGUAGCAAAUAUAUAAAAAAUUUUAUCACAACAAGUAUAAAAGUAUGGCUUUGCUAUUGUUCUAAGACAUAUCUAAAGGUGUAUCUUAAGGAUCGCUAGCAAAAUAAACCACUUACAUGUACGAAUCUUUUCGGUCUUUUCAGGAAUAUCUUAAUAUGUAAUUUUGUCUGUUAAACACAUACAUUCAAGAAUUUAAACAAACUUCUCUUAGCAUAAAGAAUUGUGAAAAGAAAUAAUCGUGGCAUUGUAAUAGCUGCUAUAUUAGUGGUUAGACUUUUUUGGUUCACUAUAAAUGGUAUCCUAUUUUGUGAAGAAUUUUUUUGUAAUCAAAUCAGCUAAAAAAAUAGUAUUUGCCAAUAAUUAUUUUUUUUAUUAUUGUUUGGGUUUCAAAAAACAAAAUCAAGAUGUUUGGUACUUGUGAAGUUUUUUCAGGCAAGAAAAAAAUAUCCGUUUGUAAAAUUGUAUAGUUAGUUUAAUUGAUUUGUGUGAUAAUAGAAACAAUAAUUUCCAAUGAAAGUACUCAGUAAUAGGUUUUAGGUAGCAUUCUUGUAAUUGAAAAUCUCCCACUGAUUGUAUUUUGGUUCUAUAUUAGGGGUUGGGCUAAAGAUUGAAAGAAAUGUACUAUAAACAAAAUUGCACCAUAAACAGGAUGUGAAACGUAAUGCUCCAAGACCUCUUUUAUUUACAUGAAAUGUAUUUAGAAAUGGACAUAUAAAUACUAAAUGUUAUAUUGUAAAUAGAGUUUCACCUUAUAAUUUACAAAUAUUCUGUAUAAUAAGAGUGAUGUUACUUAACGUGUGAAAUGUAAAUCAAUUCAUCAGUAUGUUAAGCUUGAAACAAAGUAAAGAUAGCGGCAGAUUUUAAGAAUAAUUAACACCUUUUAAUGCAGGAUCAAUGUUUCACAAGUUAAACAAUUUCACUCAACACUAGAACAAUAGAUUUGUAGAAAUUAAUCCAUAUAGAAUAAAUGAACUAUUUUUCAUACUUUUA